GGCACACCGACUCAGUACACAUUCUGUUGUUUACGUUUACAUACGGUGGUCGGACGCACAGCAGCGUACUGCUAUUCUCGCGCGUAAUCGACUAUCUGCCGGUGGCUAGUCACAAAGUGUCGUGUUUUGCUUAUUUCAUGUGGGCUUUUGCACCCGCAUGCAAUUGUAGUAAAAUAAAAUUAAAUCGUGCACAUAGUGAAAUUGUGCUAAAAAUACGCACACAACAUUUUUACAUUUCAUGUUUUGCAACGCAUUUCCAGUGUGUAAAUUUGGAAGCAAAUAAAAACAAAAAAAUAAAAUAAAAACAGAAAAACAGAAAAACAUAAAAAUUCUGCUCGUACACAUUAAAUGCACAAAAAUACACAAUUUGCAACAAUACUGAAAGAAACUGAAAGUAAAAUCGCAUAAAAUAAAUAUACCGUUUUUCUAUUACAACUCUUGGUUGUUUUGUUUGUGUAAAUGCAUAGCCUGAUAUUGCAUAUGCGUUAAUAUUUUUAUUUGUAUUUAUUAUCGAGCAACGGGUUUUAAGUAUCACAUGCAAUUUGAGUUUGCAUUUUGAACUAACGGGUUGCGCUGACAUACAGAUAUACCAACAAACAAACACACGUGAAUAUAUUCACAUAUAAACAUUUGAAAAAAGUGCCGACGACAGGUUUGGUUAAAUUGUUGACGAUUUAUCCUCUCGGCCAGCACUUUAUGAGAAUAUUCAAGAGAUAAUGGCGAAUAGGCGAACCACAAAUUAAAUACAGAUUUAUUCGCAACUUUUUACAAUUUUAUAUAAAGGAACUAUUGAAACACACAAAAUCCAAUCCAAAGAACAAAUCUACGAGAAAAGUAGUACAAAGCAUGGUACUUAAGGACAUACACGUCCGUGAAAAUAUCAAUAUGGAUAAUCAUCGUACGACGACAACACUUACCCACAAUACACCGCCGACCACCACGUUCACGACGCGUCGCGGUUACACCUUCUCGGGUACAACACUCUUUCUGAUCGCCGCCUGUUUCGUGUGCACACUACUCGCGGUCAGUUUCAUCAUUUACAAUGUGGCAACGUGUGAACAGCAGCUUACACCGUUACCGGAUGAGGAUGUCAUUUGUACGACGAUUAAGAAGCAUGUACUGAAUCCGAACAAAGCCACUGACGAGGCUAAGGCGCAACCACACUACGAACGUGACGUACGCCUGCCACAAUCGAUGAAGCCGCAGAAAUAUAAUAUUUCCCUGGUACCCUACCUGCUCAAUAAUAAUUUCACAUUCGAAGGGGAGGUGCACAUACAAGUGAUUGUGCUGGAGGACUGCUACAACAUCACCAUGCAUGCCACCGAGCUGAAUAUCACUAAAAACGAUGUAACGGUACGGCAUAUUGGCACAUCGACGGCGACGUCGGCAUUGCAGCCGGCUUUGGCAGAGUAUGCGCGGUAUGUGCCGGAAAUUGGCGGCGCCGAACUAAGGAUACGCAAACAAUACAUGCUCGAGAGCAAGCAAUUCUUCAUAAUCGAACUGUAUGACAAACUAAUAAAGGGUGGCGUGUACGAGAUAAGCAUCCGGUUCAGCGGUCUAAUACAGGACUAUCUGCAGGGGUUCUAUCGCAGUUCGUAUCAAGUGGGCAACGAAAAGCGUUGGCUGGUUUCCACACAGUUUCAAGCUACUGAUGCUAGGCGCGCGUUCCCCUGCUUUGAUGAGCCGUCGUUGAAAGCGAACUUCACACUGAAAAUAGCAAGACCACGCAAUAUGACCACGGUGUCUAACAUGCCCAUCGUGUGGACUAAACAACAUGAGUCGCUCUCGAACUAUGUAUGGGAUCAGUUUGCCGAAACCCUGCCCAUGUCCACAUAUUUGGUCGCCUACGCCAUUUCAGACUUCGAUCACAUUUCCGACGGCAACUUCUCGGUGUGGGCACGAAAGGACGCUAUACAAUCGGCGAGUUAUGCGCUAAGUGUUGGUCCGAAAAUUUUGAAAUUCCUGGAAGAAUAUUUCGAUUUGCCAUUCCCACUGCCAAAAAUCGAUAUGAUAGCGCUGCCCGAUUUCCAAGCUGGUGCGAUGGAGAAUUGGGGUCUGAUAACUUACAGGGAGACUACAAUGCUCUUCGAAGAAGGCGUCUCGGCUACAACCAACAAACAGCGCAUUGCCAGUGUUGUUGGACACGAGUUGGCGCAUCAAUGGUUCGGCAAUCUGGUAACACCGAGUUGGUGGUCAGAUAUUUGGCUGAAUGAGGGCUUCGCCAGUUAUAUGGAGUACAUAACAGUUGAUGCCAUACAUCCGGAUUGGAAGACACAAGAUCAAUUUGUGGUUUCCGAACUGCAAAAUGUUUUCCAUUUAGAUGCGCUUUCUUCCUCGCAUAAAAUAUCGGUAGAGGUCUUUAAUCCCGAUGAAAUUUCGGAGAUUUUCGAUCGUAUCUCUUACGGCAAAGGUUCAACCAUCAUACGUAUGAUGAGCCAUUUCUUAACUUCGAAAGUCUUCCGUCGUGGGUUGAACAAGUACCUAAGGGAAAUGUCCUAUCAUGCCGCUGAGCAGGAUGACUUGUGGCGCUUCCUAACAAAUGAAGCCAUUUCUGCAGGUUUACUGGAUCGCAACACCACCGUUAAAGAGAUCAUGGAUACGUGGACUUUGCAAAUCGGUUAUCCCGUACUCACCGUUACACGCUCGUCCAACACACACUCCAUACGUAUGGAACAGCAACGUUUCAUAUUCUCAAAUCAAUCGGAUGCUGGCGACUCCGAAGAGAAUGACAAUCCACUCUGGUGGAUACCCAUCACAUACACCACUUCAAAGGAGUUGAAUUUCGAAAACACACGUCCGAUUACUUGGGUGCCACGUAGUGAAACGUACGAAGUUGAGGAUCGUAAUCUCUCGACAGCCGAGUGGUUUAUUUUCAAUAUCCAGCAAACCGGUUACUAUCGCGUCAACUAUGAUGCCGAAAAUUGGAAAGCCAUUACAACACAUCUGAUGCAGCCGCAGAAAUAUAAAAGUAUUGCUCCAUCAAAUCGCGCACAACUAAUAGAUGACGCCAUGAAUUUGGCACGCGGUGCAUAUCUGAGUUACGAGACGGCAUUGAAUUUGACGCGUUAUCUCAAACACGAAACGGAACAUGUGCCCUGGAAGGCAGCCAUUACAGCAUUCAACUUCAUCGACUCCAUGCUGGUGAAUCAGGGAGACUAUGAUCUCUUGAAGAACUACCUUCUGGAUCUGCUUGAAAAUGUCUAUAAAGAGGUUUCGCCGAAUAAUUUCACCGAUGAUGCUGAUGAGGGCGAAGACAUGCUCAAAUUAUUCAAACGUGUGGAAAUUCUGAAUAUGGCCUGCCAUUUGGGACAUCGUGACUGCAUUUUAGAGAGCGCGCGACACUUCCACAACUGGAUAGAGGUGCCCAAUCCGGAUACCAAUAAUCCUAUACCACCAAAUCUACGCGGCAUUGUCUAUUGCACGGCAAUACAAUAUGGCAACGAAUUCGAGUGGGACUUUGCAUUCGAACGUUACCGCAGUUCGUCGGUCUCGACGGAGAAGGAACUAUUGCUCAGCGCGUUAGGCUGCUCGCUCGAGCCAUGGAUCUUAUCGCGCUACUUGCGGCGCUCUAUCAGUAGCGAGGACAUACGCAAACAGGACGUAUACAGGGUGUUCGCGGCGGUGUCAAGCAAUGUGGUGGGCCAACAGAUCGCCUUCGAUUUUAUGCGCAACAAUUGGAACGAAAUCAAGACUUACUUGGGUUCCACAAUGUCCAAUAUAAACAUGAUACUGAAGUUCGCCACAAAACGCAUGAAUUCAAAGUUCUUCCUCGCCGAAUUGGAGUCGUUCAUCAAAACCGAUGUUAAGGAUAACGGUCGUUCCAUACAACAAAUUCUCGAACAGGUGCGAGUCAAUGUGGACUGGAUGGCACGUAACUACCAGGACAUCAUACAGUGGCUACAACGUGAGGCUAUCACAAGGCAACAACAACAACGAAAUGGUACUUCACCAGCCAUUCACUAAGUCAGCAGCGAGUUUUUUUUUAAUAAAAUUUUUAUUGUUGUAAAAUAGUAUUGUAUUUUACAUGCGCACAUGCAGAAUGUCAUCAUCUUCGUGUGUGUACUUCGCGGUUGCACGAAGCUGUGCGACAGUGCAUUUUCAAGUAUUCUAUGUAUGUAUGUAAGUAAUUUUUGUAAAAUUUGCAGCGUGUGUGUCCGCCAAUUGAACCCAGUCCAAUGUAAACAGUAACAAUUUUCGAAUAUAUAUAUUUAUAAGUACAUUUGUGCAUAUCCACAAGCACAGACACACACACACAUAUUUAUAUGUAUGUGUGUUUGCAAAAAUAUUUAUAAAAGAACUAUAAAAUUUUGUCAUAAUUACUCGAGUUUGUCUUCGAACAUGCGCACACCAAUACAUACACACACACACAUGCAUACAUGCAGCUAUUUUAUAUGGUUAGUCUUUAAAUAUAUUUUAAGCAACAAAUUAUGCAUAUUAACUUUUAGAUGUAUUUUUAUUUAACUUAUGUAUAAUGUGAAUGUGUAAAGUGUGUACUUAAUAUAAAUGAAAAAUGUUUA
Molecule: messenger RNA, 4517 nt
Organism: Zeugodacus cucurbitae (melon fly)
Lineage: Eukaryota; Metazoa; Arthropoda; Insecta; Diptera; Tephritidae
Gene: superdeath
Product: aminopeptidase N
Exons: 9
Coding region: 847-3963 (1038 amino acids)
Biological process (GO): proteolysis; peptide catabolic process
Cellular component (GO): cytoplasm
Molecular function (GO): peptide binding; metalloaminopeptidase activity; zinc ion binding
Source: RefSeq, a predicted model, not a curated record